UCCUAGCGUCGGCCUGUCUAGUUCUUUUGGCGAUCCUCGGCACCGCGACUUCGGCCUCUCUUCCCAGAAACCUUUUUCUCCGUCUUCUACGGUUUUUUUUCUCCGUGUCAGUGUUGUUUACCUUCUCCUCGUGCAGGACGUGUUGGUUUUGAUGGACUCUCAGAAUUUCGAACAGUUUUUCGUGUGUUUUUGCUCUCUUCUGACAAGUGUUGUGCCGUAUUUCUUGUCUCUUCUGACAAGUGUUGUGCCGUCCUUAUUGAUGUUGUGUGUUUUGUGAUGUUCGAGGCUUCCCGCUUUCCAGUUCAAAGCGCUUUCACCAUGGAGUGGAUCCUCGUGUUUUUGUUCUCGUCGUUGGUGAUUCCGGAAAUUUCCGGCUCCGUGGACCCCGAGCUGGCGAAAUCGAUCGAAUCGAACCUGCUGCUUUUGCUGCGGAUGCCAUCGCGACCCGCCGUGGACCGACGGAAGGCAUUUAUCCCGCCGCACAUGCUGGAACUUUACCGGAAACAGGCAAACUCUGAGUAUGAGACUGUGAAUCUCCCGCUCCCUGGUCAGCACACCCUUUCCGCCAAUACGGUCACGUCGUUUUUCCAUACAGGUGAUCCAGCCGACUCCCAAACCAGCGAUCCCUCGAAAGGGAGCCUCAACUUCGACAUCUCAACGCUACCCAGCACAGAGGGCAUCACAGCGGCCGAGCUACGGUUGACUAUCUCCGCAACCGGAGGCCCUGGUCCGCACUACCAGACGAUCCGGGUGCACGACGUCAUCCAACCGGGAAUCUCCGGGAAGACGCAGCCGAUCCUCCGACUCCUGGACACGAAGCAGGUGGACGUGAGCCGCUCCAACGGCGUGAGCCUGGACAUCCUCCCGGCCGUCGAGGGCUGGCGCGCCGGCAAACCCAACUUCGGGAUCGUCGUCGAAGUCCGCACCCGUAAGGAGCCCGCGGUGCGCAUGCGCAGAUCCACGGAGACCGAAGCCGACUGGCGGGAAGCGCAACCCGUGCUCUUCAUCUACUCGGACGACGGACAGAACAAGCGACGUCGGAUAGAAGAUCUCCUGUCGCGACGAUCCCGAUCGACGGAGCGGGCUAAGGGCGGCAAGCGCAGGGACCUGUGCAAGCGGCGCCCGAUGCGUAUCGACUUCAGCGACGUGGGAUGGUCGGACUGGAUCGUAGCCCCAGCCGGGUACGAUGCCUACUUCUGCGACGGCGAGUGCCCCUUCCCGCUCCCGGAGCACAUGAACACGACGAACCACGCGACGAUCCAGACGCUGGUCAACUCGGUGAAGCCGAACCUCAUGCCGAAGCCCUGCUGCGCGCCCACCUCCCUGGAGCCCAUCUCCAUGCUCUACCUGGACAACAACGGGAAGACCGUGCUCAAGACCUACGCGGACAUGGUCGUCACCGGGUGCGGUUGUAUUUGAUCCCGAUUCUUGGCUCGUCUGUCGAGAACCCUUAAACGCUGUCGAUCUGGGGUGAUGUCGUGGUUGUUGACUUGGGUCGACUCACAAACUCAAUGUAAGGUAGCUCAAUAGGUAGAUGCUGAUUGUUUAAUACACGGAGAAAAAAACUUCGGGCGUGGGACCCGAAGUUGAGGUCAUAUGGAUCUUUGAAGUUUUCGGAUCACGCAUCCGAAAACUGCCGAAGCUGCC
Bemisia tabaci is the source of this 1647-nucleotide messenger RNA. Its product is annotated as protein decapentaplegic. The record is from RefSeq and is a predicted model, not a curated record. Gene Ontology annotation, molecular function: growth factor activity; cytokine activity. Gene Ontology annotation, cellular component: extracellular region. Lineage: Eukaryota; Metazoa; Arthropoda; Insecta; Hemiptera; Aleyrodidae.